CAAGUUCUAGGGGAACGAGGUGUUCGAAAAUUGAAAAGAUUCAGAAUCGAUUGCGUAGUACAUCCCUAUACCAAAUGCCUUUGUUGUCAGUCGGUGUCAAGACCCGUUGUCAGUUGUCAAUUUAGAAUUACAGCCAAAAUUAUUUUUUGUUGUAACUGUAAACAAAAGGGCAAGACUAAGUUUUUAGUAAACGCCUAUAGAAACAAGUCGUAUAUAUCUAUGGUCGAUACAAUAUACAAACAACAAUAUUACGCUUUAUCUAAAAUUAUACAAGUAACAAGAUAAGCAACUUACUUCUAAUGUGCAAGAUGGCUUAAGUGUAAGGAAAAUUGUUUUGGGUGUUUUAUUUGAUCUACGGGUAACAAAAACAAAAUAUGGGGGCCAACAAGACAAGCAAGGAAAGUGAUGAGGUUGUGAAAUCGUUCAAUGCCGACUACAAACAGAAGUUUGUAUCGUGCAAUAAUGAAGCAACAAAUGAUGGUUUGUUCACUAAACUAAACGAAAACGACCGCAUAUCAAGCACGAUUUUUUUGCGAGUGCCAUUGCGCGUAACUGUGUUACUGUUGUUAAUUGCGUUACUCUUCAUUUACACUAUGUAUAUUGAAUUGAAUCUGCCGUCCUAUGAUACUGCUAGUUUUGACACUAGUGAAGAAAUAAAUAUAGAAUCAGGCGUUGCGUUGAAGGUGAAUAAGGUAGUGUCAUGCUACUACAACACGCCCAGCCCGGGGCCCACACCUCAGCUGAGGCCCUCCGCCAUCCACCCACACCUUUGUACACAUAUCAAUGUUGCUUUUGCACAAAUUAGAAACAAAGAAAUCUAUUUAGAUAAUGAGCAAUAUGAAUCUUUAACUCAGGUUGUGUUGUUAAAGAGAAUGAAUCCCAAUUUAAAAAUAUUGCUUUCCAUUGGAGGUGCGGGAAAUGACACCGGUUUCCCAAACAUGGUGAUAAAUCAUGCUUCUAGAAAAACAUUCAUCAAAAGUGUAAAAACUGUGCUUAGAACAUACGGACUAGAUGGCAUAGAUUUGGACUGGGAGUUUCCAAUGGUUAAUGUUGAUAUCGACAUUUAUAAACGCCAACGACAACAUUUUUCACAGCUGCUUCGGGAAAUCAGGAUGGAGUACAUCAGAGAAAAUAGAGAUUAUCUGUUGACCAUGGCUGCAGCGGCUCCGGAGACAAUUGUGGACAUUGCCUAUGAUGUUGAUCAGAUCAACUUGUAUGUAGAUUAUGUGAAUGUCAUGACAUAUGACUUCCACGCCUUCAGUAAAUACACUCCGUUCACUGGACUCAACUCUCCGUUGUACCAUAGGAGUAUGGAACAAAUGUUUCUGGCCACCUUAAAUAUAAAUUACACAGUACAUAUGUACCUGAACAAGGGCCUAGACCGGAGUAAAAUAGUGGUAGGUAUACCUACAUACGGACAUACCUUUACAUUGGUCAAUGCUAAUAAUGGACAAGUUGGUAGUCCCGCAGCCGGCUACGGCACUCUGGGAGGUCUAGGGUUUGUGAAUUAUCCGGACAUAUGUAAGUUUAUAGCUAAAUUCAGAAGUGAGGUUGUUAUAGAAUUAGAUCCAGAUGCCAAGGUGCCAUAUCUCCACAAAGAAUUGGAAUGGAUAUCUUAUGACACACCUCAUAGUGCCAUGGAAAAAGCAAAUUACAUAAAAGAACAGAAUUUACGUGGUGCAAUGAUUUAUUCCCUGAAUGCAGAUGACUAUGAAGGAGUUUGUGAUGAGGAAGUAGAAGGCAGCUUGAAGUUCCCAUUAGCGGUGUCAGUGAAACAUGCGCUGGCCGACAAAGUGAAAUCGAAUUAAAAGAAUAUUAGAGCAUAUAAUUUCACCUGUUGCAACUCGUCAUGUGGCAUGUUUGAUGAUAAUAAAAAUAUACCUUUUUCCUCUUGGCCACAUAUGUAAUUUUGUACAUGGUGCAGAACUUCAUAUUGCGGCGUGGCGACUGCGGCGA
Molecule: messenger RNA, 1956 nt
Organism: Papilio machaon (common yellow swallowtail)
Lineage: Eukaryota; Metazoa; Arthropoda; Insecta; Lepidoptera; Papilionidae
Gene: Cht11
Product: chitinase-3-like protein 1
Exons: 1
Coding region: 375-1808 (477 amino acids)
Biological process (GO): chitin catabolic process; carbohydrate metabolic process
Cellular component (GO): extracellular region
Molecular function (GO): chitinase activity; chitin binding
Source: RefSeq, a predicted model, not a curated record